ACUGUGAUCACUGAGUCUGUAUUUGAGUAUGAGGAGUCUCAAGCUCUCUCGGAUAGUACACAUGGAUUUCCAGCUCGCAACAGAACACGAGCUCACCUGAAAUCCUUAAGCAACUCCCAUCAUAUCUGCUGUUUUAUUUAAAUGUUAAUAUUCUCAUACUGCAUAUACCUGCAUUAACCUGCUAGUUAAUAAGAGGGAGAGAGAGAGAGAGAGCAAGAUCUGGAAGAACAGAAACACUGGAGGACUUUUACUACAAUGGCAAGAAUAUUGACAUUGAUGUUUCUUGCACUCGGAUUGUCCUGCGUGCUCGCGCAAAGAGUGAAUAAGCACAAGCCGUGGAUCGAGACUUCAUAUCGUGGUGUCAUCACAGAAAACACAGAUGUGGUUCUGUUGGAUCCUCCUUUAGUCGCUCUGGACAAAGAUGCACCAGUACCAUAUGCAGGUGAGAUUUGUGGGUUUCACGUGCAGGGUCUCGGCGCUCCGUUCGAGGCUGUGGUUCUGAACAGCACAUCAGGAGCAGGGCAGCUGAGGGCACGUGGACCAAUCGAUUGUGAGCGUCAGAGAGAGUACACCUUCAUCAUACAAGCACAUGACUGUGGCACAGGACUGCCAGGCAAUGGAGAGAAGAGAUCAGACAAGGCUGUGGUGCACGUCCAGGUGGGAGAUGAGAACGAGUUCUCCCCUGUGUUUGGUCAGUCGGAGUAUCAUGGCUCGGUGAUGGAGGGUAAAGUGUCUGACAGUAUUCUGCAGGUGCAGGCGUCAGACCGUGACUGCUCUCCUCAGUACAGCCAGAUUUGCAACUACCAGAUCAUCACUGAGGACACACCCUUCGCAAUAGACCGCAACGGUAACAUCAGGAACACAGAGAGUCUGAGCUUUGAUAAGAAGCCACAUUAUAAAAUCCAAGUAAUUGCAUAUGACUGCGGUCAGAAGAGAGCGGCGCAGGAGGCUGUGGUGCACAUCCAUGUAAAACCCAUUUGCAAGCCUGGAUGGCAAAGCUGGAACAAGCGUGUUGACUAUGAGCCAGGCACAGGCAGUAAAUUGUUAUUUUCCAAGAUGCACCUGGAGACCUGUGAUGGAUUUGUGUCCUGGAUUAGGAUCACAGUGGAACUGCAUACCAGUCUUGUUGGAAAGGGUUGCAACAGAGGGUCGCACUCUGAGACGUCUUUACAGAAGCUCUGCGGAGCUUCAUCAGACACCACAGACCUUCUCCCCGCCCCAAGCUCAAUUUUUAAUUGGACGGCAACUCUUGUAAUGGAUGACGGUCAGGACAGUGACCUCAUAUACCGGUUUUAUGGUCGUCAAGCUGCCAAGAUUCCAGACUGGGUCGUCCCGCAAAAUCUAACGGAUAGGUUCACCAUAGCAACAUGGAUGAAGCACGGACCAAGUCCAGGACAGAGAGCGGAGAAAGAAACGCUUCUCUGCAACUCUGACAAAACUGAGAUGAACAGACACCAUUAUUCUUUGUAUGUGCAUAACUGCAGACUGGUGUUCCUGUUGAGAACGGAUUACACACAGACCGACACGUUCAGACCGGCAGAAUUCCACUGGAAAUUAGAGCAGAUCUGUGAUAAGGAGUGGCAUUAUUACGUCAUAAGCGUUGAGUUUCCAGAAGUGACUCUUUAUGUUGAUGGCUUGACCUAUGACCCUUACCUGGUGACAGAUGAUUGGCCCAUCCACUCCCUUCAGAUCGACUUGCAGCUCACCGUAGGAGCCUGCUGGCAAGGUGGCGAGGUCUCUAAAGCGAAGUUCACGCAGUAUUUUCGAGGCAGUUUGUCUGGACUGACAGUUCGACCAGGAAAGAUAGAAAGCCAGAAGAUCAAUACCUGCCUGCAGGCCUGUAAAGAGGGUCUGGACAUCACCUCACUGGAGAGUCUCGGACAGAGGAUAAAGUUUCACUUCAAUCCCACUCAGUCUCUUGUGGUGAUGGAGGGGGAGGAUUUGGAGCAGAUGAACGCAGCAUUGAGGAAAGUUUCUUACAUCAACUCUCGACAGUUUCCCACUGCGGGAGCGCGUCACCUACGGAUCUCAACAGCAGUGCAAUGUUUCGGAGAGGAUGUGUGUAUUUCUGUUCCUGAUAUUGAGGCAGUUGUCAUGGUAAUGCAGCCCAGAGAACCAUGCAUCACAAUCAAUGGGGCGGAGCACCUGACCGUCCCUGCCUCCGACCUUGCCCUAGGCCUAUCACUGUUCAGGGAUUUGCAUAUUAUCAGCACAGUUAUAAAGCAUAAAGAACCUACGUAUAACACAGAUCGCAGGUCAGGUGUAUUGAAGGAAAUCACUCAUAACCUGGACUAUUGUGACAUCAUUGUGUUGGGGGAGGAGUUAAGGGUGGGGCUAGAGAAUCUUGUACUGCACCACAGUGCUUUAACGGGCAAACAACUGAAAUACACCAACUCUACCACCAACAUGUCCAUAUAUGGUGUGGACUCCAUUUCUCACUACACAGAUGUGAUCAGACAGGUGCGAUAUCAGAACCAUCAAGCUGUCAACUCUGUCCGAUCAUUUAGACUGACCUGUUCAGAACUCAAUGGACGUUACACCAGCAAUCAGUACACACUACAGGUCAACAUUCUUCAUAGUGAGGAUGCCGUUGAACAUGUCAAUCAUGUGAUGGCCCCGCCUAAAUACAUGCAAAUGAUUCAUCCUAUGGUCAUGGAACCUAAAACCCACAGCAUAGCUGUACCCAGUGCUGCCACGGUUGUGAUUGUGGUGUGUGUCACCGCCCUAGUGGUUGUGUUGGGUGUUUACCACCUCUUCCAAACACACAACAAAGAGGACAAGCACACACACACGCUGCCAGAAAAACAACCUGAUUGGGACGGCUCCUGUCUAUCCAUCACUGUCAACCCACUGGAGAGUUUUGAAGAACUGCAGCCUGCAGAAGAAUUAACAGAGGAAGAGGAGGAUGAAGAUGAAGACGUCUCUAGUACUGAAUCAGACGGUGAUGAAGAAACUACAACACCUGUCAUACAUCAUCAAACCACAAUGCAAUGGAGAAAAGCAACAAUACACUGUUGAAAACAAAUACAUACACUCAAAUACAACACUCUACCUUUAACAUCUCAAUGGCAGUUCAACCUGCAAAACAUUCAAGUUUUUACAUGUUACAAGACUCAUCCCUCUCACAAAUACAAACGAACACUAAAAAGACUCCUUGCUGUGUUUCGAAACAGCUCCAAUCCUUUUGUGAUAGUGUUUGGUGUCAGAACCAGUCAAAGUCUUGCAUCCUCUUCAAUCCCUUUAUCUGCUCUGUCUCUCUAUUGCUGGAGGACAGAAACAGUGUUUCAGUGCUGUGGAACGCUCAUCAACCAGCAGUCUGUUCAAGCUUCUGAUGAGAAAAGUAUUUCUUGAGACAAAAUAGAUUGCAACAGUCUAGUUCCGCAAGUAAAAAUCCCAUUCAUUUUGUCCGUAGACAAAUUGAUUUUCAAUGAUAACUAAUAAACCUUUUAAGACAGAUAUACCGUCAGUUCCAAGGUUGUUCAUCAAUGGUAAAUACUUCCGUAUAAGCCAUCCGUCUGCAUUAUUUCAACUUCAUUGUUUAAAAAUCAUGUUUGAUAGCAGAAAUCAUAGUAAACAACUACAUUACCCAUGGUCCAGCAAAGAAAGCUUCACCAAUCAGAGAACUGCAGCCAACCAAACCUGCCAAACGUGCUUUAGAGCGACCGCCCACUCCAGUGAUGCACUGUGAAUGAUAUAAUCGAGUCUGUGUUUCAUCACCCUCAAACUACUUAUCUUUUUGAACAAAUCAGAAUUUAUUUUGCAGUAAAUUUUAAAUAUGUUGUUUCUAUACUUAGAAGCAACAAUCAAUAGUUUUAUAUAUUCCCAUCGUUUUUUAUUAAAAGACAUCAUUCGCAAUGCUUCAUGGGAUUGUAGUCCGUGCCCUCAUGAAAGACGGUAAGUACACAAUCUUUUUUUUUUUUAUCUCAAAACAAAGUGUGUGAUGUUGUGAUUUACCUUGGUGCUGGUUGAUUUGGUUCAUGGCUUACAGCUCUUUUAUGAAGGAUUUUAUGAAAAGUCUAUGGGGAAAAUGAAUGGGAAAAAUACUUCUAUCAGGAAGACUUGCAGAUUUGAGUAAAGUUUUAGAUGACAUUUAUUUGCUGAAUAUAAAACAGAAAUGUAAUGUCUCUGGCGUAAGCCCCGUCUGGCAGUCCGAGGAAGUUGUACUCAGAACCAUAAGAUCCUGCAAGAGAUAGGAGGCAGGGGCAAGGAGCCUACCCCUGUACAGGAUGGGACUCAACUGGUGGCGGUGGGGUGGUGGAGGUUGUCGUGUUAGCACACUGAAACAGCAAUGUGAUAGAUUGUGAGCAGACUUAUAAAGCAAUGGCUUACAUGUGAUUAGCUAGGAGUUACCUAACUAAUGGCGCGAUGUUGUGCAGCUGCUAGUCUUCCCGCUAGAACUACGCUGCGCUUACAUUUCCGUAACACAGACAGCUGAAUAAGUGAGCGGGCACUGGUGUGCUUUAUACAGUCCUCUAGUAUAAACUCUUUUAUUCUGAGACCUUCACAAUGUGAAAUUAUCACCAUUUCUCAUUAUACUCUUUGGAGUGGCCCUAAAGAUUUAAUCAGACUUAGAGGUCGACCGAUAAUAAAUUUUGCCAGUAAUUUGCCAGCCGAUUUCUGAUUAUUAGGCUGAUAGUUUUUAAAUCAAUACAUUUGUGGCUACAUGUAAUGAUAAUAAAAACACAUACCUGUGUCAAAAUGAUUAUUAAUCGGCAUCAGUUUGAAGUGUCAAGUAGCAAUGUCCGGUAAUCGUGAACAUAUCGCUCUUUUGAAACAUUUCUUUUCAGUAAAUCGGUUGAACCAGUUUACCAAAUCGGGAAAAAAUCUGUUGGAACAGUUCGCGUCUCGAGUCGACAUUGAUUGGUAAGUUACUCAAUCAGCUAUAUUAUCCUAGAACUAGUGAUGUCUGCUUUUGGUAACGUUUCUUCGCAAUGAACCGAUCCAGUCAUAAUAAUUCUUGAGUCAAAAGGACACUGAAUCAAGAACCGUCUCUUUCGGACAUGUCCGAAAUGCCGAAAACCGAUGUUUGGCUCUGUGCUAAGUGUAGACCUGAGAAAAUUUAGCAGCAGUGUUAGGUAAGUUACUCUAAAAAAGUAAUGAAUUACUAACUACUAAUUACAUCUUCUACAGUGUAAGUAGAUUACUGUUCUAAUUACUCUGUCUGAAAAGUAAUUGCAUUACUUAUUACUAAUUACUUUCUAAAACCCUCAUCAACCUCGACUAGAUGAAAAAUACAAGUAUAGACAUGAAACUGUUCUUUUAAUUCUUUCAAAUAAAUCAUAAAAAUCAAAUAAAUUAUUCAUGAACUGGGCAAAGAAUUUAAGGGGGCAGCGCCAUUAGACGUUAAAUUUCGAUUUUACAUUCACUAUUGUUUUAUAUAGAAUUGUUCUAGAGUCUAUACAGUAUUUAACACAAUUACAUCAGAAGUAACUGUAAUUAAAUGACUGAAAAAUUAAGAGUAAUCCCUUUACUUUUUUCAAUGAAAAAGUAAUUUAAUUACAGUAAUUAAUUACUUAGUAAUGCAUUACACCCGACACUGUUUAGCAGAGACGCGCUACUUUUAUUAAAAUUAAUGGAAUAAAUUGGAACUCCCAACAGUCAGCGAAUGUAGAAAGGAAGUCCCACCUUACAGGUAAAAGAGCCAGUCACCUUUUAGAUACAGAAAUCGCCUGUCAAUCAACUCGAGUAUGUGCAUGCGCAUUAGCUAUACAUGUGGGGAAAAUAGUUUUUUUGCGUUAUCUGAGGUAAAUAAACACAAUUUAUGAUACUAAUCUUGUCAUAAUUUACUGCUGGUUUGAAAUAUGUUGUUUGAUCGUAAUCUUGACCAACCGUUUUGGAGAUUUUGGUCUUUCCCAAUUCAAGUAGAUAGGAUCUGCACUGGCAUGACUGGAAAGAAUCUCCCGAGAGCGUUCCAAAGAUGGCCGCCAUGGACUGACUUGGUAGAAAGACUUCGAUGUACAUACAUGUGGUCAUGAGUCAGAAUGAACCUCCCAUGAUGAAUCAGUGAUGUUUUUUUUUUUUGUUUUUUUUGCAGUUUUAUGUUGUUGUUUUUUUAUUCCAGAACCCAUGAGUGCCACCAAUGGAAUAAAAAAAAAAAAAAAACGAUCGAUGUUGAUUUGAGUUCCAAAAUAUAUUUUAUUGCCAAAAAUGUUAAAUCAGUCGACUCGUAAUAUUUGUAAUGAUAAAACGAAUGACAAACAAAAAUAAAAAUCUGAA
Molecule: messenger RNA, 6216 nt
Organism: Myxocyprinus asiaticus (Chinese sucker)
Lineage: Eukaryota; Metazoa; Chordata; Actinopteri; Cypriniformes; Catostomidae
Product: calsyntenin-2-like
Exons: 18
Coding region: 256-3018 (920 amino acids)
Biological process (GO): positive regulation of synaptic transmission; homophilic cell-cell adhesion; positive regulation of synapse assembly
Cellular component (GO): cell surface; postsynaptic membrane
Molecular function (GO): amyloid-beta binding; X11-like protein binding; kinesin binding
Source: RefSeq, a predicted model, not a curated record